AUGAAGGACAGUUGCUACCAAGAGUACAAGAAGCAUACCGACUAUGUCGCAGAAUGGCUCAUUGACACUGCGAAGCGUUGUGGACACUGGGAAGCCGCGCUCACGCCACCCCCAACACCGGCCAAGAGCUAUCUCCAGAAACCAAAUAAAGGAGCUGAAUCAGAGCUGGUAGAGCCAGUUGCAGGUGUCUACAAGCUCGUAAUCGAGGACUACAGCAAGUUGGCCUAUUUCAUCGCCUCAAAAUGUCCUGCCCGUCAGACUGCAAGUUUCCAUAUCUUCUUCACUAUUCUUGACCGUUGUAUCGAACUGCGAAAGAAACACAACUCCUCGUACCCCAGCUUCUAUAAAUCAAGCGCCACACAUCAGCACUUCAUAGAAGAAUUGAUAAAGGUCCGAGUUAUCCUAAAGCCUUCGGAAUGCGGUGUCUCGUCCCAUGGACCCGCUGCCCGGGGCCGGGUCGCAAACGACAACAUCAGUCUUCCGAACAGAUUCUCUCAGCUUUUUGUGCGAGAACCCACCAAGAGCCAUCCGCCUGAGCCCAGUCUCGCUUCUCUACCGCAGUCGCCACGAAAUGUCACCUACGAGGCAGGAGUCAAUAGAGAAUCAGAGGAAGGCUAUUCUAGCUUUGCGUCGCUGAUUCGUGGCUAUAAAUCCAUCAGGUGUGUUAUACUUGAAACGUGGAUGGGUUAUAGACAAGGCACCUAUUCCUUGACUGCGGCAUCGCUCACAACGGACACGGCGCUCGACCUUCUUAAGAACGCGGAAGAUGUCACGAAGCCUUUUCUCGAUAAAGUUGGUGGGUUCGAGCAGAUGGUGAAACACCAGGCCCAGUCUAACUUAGUCGAAUAUGGCAACGAAAAGCACAUCGGAUGUCUGGAAACAUUUAUGUGUCCUGAAGUGUACAAAGAAACAAAAUGGCUUUUUCCCCUCUGGCCCAUUUACAUGUUCUUAUUGAGGGUCCUCAAAGCUCUGGGUAAAGGACUUUCACGCGAAGAACUGGACAGAUGCUGUUCAUUUACUGGCUGCCGCCAUGGCGAUUACGAUGCCACUUCCGACAUAUCGGUCAGAGUCACGUUCCUGGGAGACCAGGAAAUCUUGAAAGAGGCCUUGCUCGAAGUCUUCUCUUAUACGAAGAUCUCACCGGUGCCCGUCGAGGACCGGCUUACCAAGGACUUGAAAGUCAUGUUCAAAACACGAAAAAUCUCGCUUUCCCUGCUGUUUGGUGUACAGACCUUCCUUGAUAUUCACUACUCCCUAGAAGGAGUUUAUGUUGGCCGCGGAUUCGAGGAUCUCAGCGAAUUUUCAGCCCUUGUCCGGGACACGAUCUCAUCGACAAGAGCCUACCACAAAAGUCAUGGUGUCCCAGUACCCGACGCGCUGGCUGGCAGAGAUAUCAACUCGCUCAUAAAUGAGAUAGUUCGGCUUCAACGUGAUCCAUUGCGACACUUAUGGGGUCGUGACGACCUCUCACACAAUUACCGAGAGCCGCACAAGCUUUUCAAAUUGCACCCUCUACUCAGCGGUACUUGGUUGUCUAGCAUCAAAGCACGGUUUCACGAGAUAGGAAUCAAUUUCUUAUCAACUUAUAAUGUUGCCCUGUACGCAUGUCACUUAUACAAUGCACUACAUCGCGAAAAACUUCUCAAGGGAGAGUGGAAAGAUAUGGAAUUACUCUUGACUCUUCAUGGAGAUGGCAUGCUUGUGGGCGGACGACAAGCUCCAGUGCAGGAGUACCGGGAAAAUUUUAUGAUCAGCAAGGGAGUCUCUUUGACUGGCCUUUCCAGACGGCGUCCGGCUUCGCGAAAAGCUUCAGGCAAGCCAGAACGGUGUCUGGAAACUCUAGCCCCUGUGUCACGCAUGUUCGCGAACCGUCUAUUCCGCAGUGGAAUCGAGCAGCCGGGACUCAGCAUGUCAGACAUUGAUAAGGUCGUCGACCAAUCCCAAUGGCACCAAUCCGAUGUCUGCUGGUCAAGAAAGCCAAUGGCAGUGAACAAUAGGCGCGCAAACGCAACGAGCACUACGCAGACAACAUCGGGCCCAGGAGAGCUACUUGAGCAUGUACGCGAUGUAAUCGAUCUCGAAUUCCGGGAGAUUUCCAUUGAUUAUUUCUUGCUCUAUCGGACCACAUUGGGCCUGUAUCGGGCAUUCAUGGAUAAACUGGAUGACGGUUUACGACCUCAGCUCGCAAAAAAUUUCGGCGAGAUUAGUGCUUUUUCUUUGGCUGUGGAGUUUGUCCUAGAGACGCUGGGCGAUAUAAAGCGUGGCUCGGACAAGGGGUCCAUGGCGGGUAUGCGAGCCCUAGUGUCCAAUGCUGCUGAAGCUAUGAAUGGGAUAACUGGAUCUGAUGCUGGAGAAGCUGUCAGUAAGCUAUUGGAUGAUGAGCGCCUUCGCUACAAAGAGGAAACUUCGCCUGGGGCUCCGUAUGACGCCCUUUCUGGUACGGCAGCUGAUGAUGACGGAACUGAUCAGGUAUCGACUGAACAAGUGGAGUUGGUGUCUGAUUAG
Messenger RNA from Aspergillus mulundensis, 2505 nucleotides. RefSeq lists its product as uncharacterized. Bases 1 to 2505 code for a protein of 834 amino acids. The record is from RefSeq and is a predicted model, not a curated record. Lineage: Eukaryota; Fungi; Ascomycota; Eurotiomycetes; Eurotiales; Aspergillaceae. The transcript has a single exon.